AUGCUGAAGCCUCAAGGGGGAUUCUCCUUUGAAAACUGCCAGAGAAACGCAUGCUUGGAACGCGUCCUCCCGGAGCUCCGGGCCCCUCAUGCACGCAAGACCGGGACUACCAUCGCAGGCCUUGUUUUCCGGGACGGGGUCAUCCUGGGCGCGGAUACGCGGGCCACUAACGACUCGGUCGUGGCAGACAAGAACUGCGAGAAGAUCCACUUCAUCGCCCCCAAAAUCUACUGCUGUGGGGCUGGCGUAGCUGCAGACACCGAGAUGACCACACGAAUGGCGGCAUCCAACAUGGAGCUACACGCGCUGUCAACUGGCCGCGAGCCCCGCGUGGCCACGGUCACCCGUGUUCUGCGCCAGAUGCUCUUCCGGUACCGCGGUCACGUGGGCGCGUCAUUGAUCGUGGGGGGUGUGGACGUGAAAGGACCUCAGCUCUAUUCGGUGCAUCCUCAUGGCUCUUACAGUCGCCUACCUUUCGCGGCCCUGGGCUCUGGCCAGGACGCGGCCAUGGCGAUGCUGGAGGACCGGUUCCACCCGAACAUGACGCUGGAAGAUGCACAGCGGCUGCUAGUGGAAGCCAUCACCGCCGGGAUCCUUGGUGACCUGGGCUCUGGGGGCAGCGUGGAUGCAUGUGUGAUCACCACAUCUGGUGCCAAGCUGCUGCAGACACUGAGCUCACCCACAGAGCCCAUAAAGAGACACAGCCAGUACCACUUUGUGCCUGGGACCACACCUGUCCUGACCAAAACAGUGAGGCCGCUGACCCUGGAGCUGGUGGAGGAAAUUGUGCAGGCCAUGGAGAUGGAGUGA
This is a messenger RNA of Orycteropus afer afer, 810 nucleotides long. RefSeq names its product proteasome 20S subunit beta 10 (gene PSMB10). Gene Ontology annotation, cellular component: proteasome core complex. Gene Ontology annotation, molecular function: threonine-type endopeptidase activity. The record is from RefSeq and is a predicted model, not a curated record. Lineage: Eukaryota; Metazoa; Chordata; Mammalia; Tubulidentata; Orycteropodidae.